Messenger RNA from Homalodisca vitripennis (glassy-winged sharpshooter), 940 nucleotides. Its product is annotated as P protein-like. The record is from RefSeq and is a predicted model, not a curated record. Bases 16 to 720 code for a protein of 234 amino acids. NCBI's taxonomy places the organism in Eukaryota, Metazoa, Arthropoda, Insecta, Hemiptera, Cicadellidae. The transcript has 5 exons. Gene Ontology annotation, biological process: transmembrane transport. Gene Ontology annotation, cellular component: membrane.
CUUUUCAGCACUGUAAUGGACACUUACAAAGAAGAUAUAGAAGAAUUAUCAAGAAAGUUUCCGAUCCGAGACAAGCAGCUGUUGAUCAAGUCAACAUUCUGCCUUGUCUUUGUGUUUUUGAUGUUCCUGAUGCAGUCGGCACUGGAUCUGAACAUGUCCAUGGGCAGCAUUGCACUGCUUGGGGCUAUAUUGCUGUUGCUACUUGACAGAGACGACAUCGUAGACACUCUGGCCAGAGUGGAGUGGAGCACUCUCAUCUUCUUCACCUCUCUGUUCAUUCUAAUGGAGGGACUCUCGAAGUUGGGCCUGAUUGCCUUUAUUGGUAAUUGCACAGAAAGUGUUAUCGCAGGAGUAUCACCUCCUUACCGGCUUGCCUUUUCUAUCUUGAUGAUCCUGUGGGUGUCUGGCAUUGCUUCCUCCAUCCUGGACAACAUCCCAUUAACUACGAUGAUGGUGCGCAUUGUCGUCGGACUCAGCCAGAAGCAGGAGCUGGACCUGCCCCUGCAGCCUCUGGUGUGGGCCCUAGCCAUUGGCUCUUGCCUCGGAGGAAAUGGAACUCUGAUUGCCGCUUCCUCAAAUUUGGUGUGUGCCUGUGUAGCUGAAAGGCACGGCUAUGGUUUCACUUUUACGGCCUUUUCGAAGAUUGGUUUUCCUGUGAUGAUUUGGAGCAUGACGAUUGCCACAGUCUACCUCAUGAUUGUAUACGUUUGGCUGGGAUAAACUUUCAUUUAUAUUUAAAAGUACACAUUUUUGGAGCAUUGAACAAAAUUGUUAAAAGAGCAAUUCUAGGACUGUGAUAAAACUUCAGCAUAAACAUUAUGGUAAUGUAAAAGAUACAGUUUUAAAUUUAAUUAUUGUUUUAUUAUAGCUGUUGUUAUCAAUGUUGAUUUUACAUAUUUUUAAUUAUGUUAAUAAUUAAAUUAAAAUAUACUUAUUUCAA